Messenger RNA from Daucus carota subsp. sativus, 1612 nucleotides. RefSeq names its product F-box protein CPR1. NCBI's taxonomy places the organism in Eukaryota, Viridiplantae, Streptophyta, Magnoliopsida, Apiales, Apiaceae. Gene Ontology annotation, molecular function: protein binding. The record is from RefSeq and is a predicted model, not a curated record. The transcript has 4 exons. The coding region runs from base 184 to 1359 and encodes 391 amino acids.
GGCGUUCCAAACGGAUCCUUGGCAAAAAGAAAAGGAGAUGAAUGCCAAACUGCCGUAGUAUUUGAAUUCCCAACUGAGGAGAGGAGUGUAUCAUACAGCAGCCGGAGAGAGAUUUCUAUUUGUUCAAUCCCAUCGCUCGUUGAGUUAAUUCACUGAACCCUAGCUAGGUUAAAUUUCUGGAAAAUGUCGUUUCCUCACCAAAUGAUUGAUCAAGUACUUUGUCGCCUACCCGUCAAGCCUCUCCUUCGUUUUCGAUGUGUGUCUAAAGGGUGGUGCUCUCUUAUUGAUAGCAAUGCGUUUGUUAAGAAACAUCUUGAAACUGCCCUUGAGUGUAAUACUGGUUGUGGCCUUAUUAUUAAUGAUGAUGCUGGAAAGAUUUACUUGGCGGAUUUUGAUUCUUUGGAUGACGGGUCUUCGGCUAUUGCUGAAAUAAGUGAUUCACUUAAGAGUAUUUUGUCUGGUGCUGAGUUUUUUGGUGCUGCAAAGGGUUUGGUUUGCGUGGCAAAGGAGGAGAUGAAUGAGAUUGUUCUAUUUAAUCCAGCAACCAGAAAAGCUAGAAAGUUACCUAGUGCCUUACCUGAGUUUCCGCGUUCUUUUCAUAGUGUCGAGACUUCCAUAUGUGGCUUUGGAUAUGAUCAUGUUAAUGAUGACUACAAGGUUGUCAAGAUUGCUGAGUGUCAGAUUCAGUUUCGGGGCUUUAUGGUCAUAGUCUACAGCCUCAAAUCCAACUCUUGGACACGGGUUAGGAAUGUUCCAAGUAAUGUUGUUUUUUAUUUAAAAUGGGGCGUGUUUGCUAGUGGAGCUGUGCAUUGGUUGGGAAGUAAGAAUCCGGGACAUGGCUUAGAGACCAUUGUUGGUUUCGAUCUUGGGCUCGAACGGUUCACGGAGAUCCCUUUUCCUCCUCUCAAUAAAAAAUAUAUCACGAUGAACUACAGGAGUUUGGGUCCUUUUGGGGAAUCCCUCUGUAUUCUUGAUAACUACCCCGACUUUAGUAGUGAUGUGUGGCUGAUGAAGGAAUAUGGGGUGGAAAAUCCUUGGUACAGAGCAUUUAGAUUUAAGCAACCCAGCCCCCUCGAAUUUUGGGGUCCCAGACCUCUUGCUCUUUCUAAGAGUCGCAAAAAUGUACUCCUAGAGGUGGACCACGCGAAACUUAUGUGGUAUGACCCGACAAGGAAGACAGUCAAGAAAGUGAGGAUUCGUGGGAUUCCAAAUAGCUUCUAUACUUAUCUAUACACUGAGAGUCUUUUACAGCUUACUGAGGAUAAGCCACAUCAGAAGCCAUCACAAGACAAGCAACCAAAGAAAGAACAAAAGAAAAGGGAUGUUUUUCUUUCCAGAGGAUUCAAUUUAAAGCUAUAAGAUAUGCGGAUGAUAAGGAGACGGAGGAGUAUGAUAAAAAGGAAUGCUUUGGAAAAGGAAGAGAAGCAGAGUACUGGAUCUUUUUAGAACGAAGCGAGUUGACCUGAGUGUUGGAUAUGUUGAUGUUCUUGGAAUUGUUUAUUGCCCUCUUUUUUUCUUGUUCUUUCUGGUUAAUUUAGUUGUUGCCAAGUGUUUCAGCAAAACACAUACACUUUUAAUUUGAGAAUCGGGAAGCAACAGAUGCUAUGAUACA